CCAAUUAUAAAGAGCUAUAAUAGCUGCCACAAAUUGGGAUCAAAACCAAUAUAUAUGUUUUUGGGUCUUGUGAUAUCUCUUUCUCAUCCACAACACCAGAAUGGGUCUGCAGAAUAUGCAAAAUCAGAAUAUGAAUUUAGUUUUGUCCACUGAUGCAAAGCCUAGGCUAAAAUGGACUCCAGAACUUCAUCAGAGAUUUGUUGAAGCAGUCAAUCAGCUUGGAGGUGCAGAUAAGGCCACUCCAAAGACUCUGAUGAGGGUGAUGGGAAUUCAUGGACUCACUUUGUACCACCUAAAGAGCCAUUUACAGAAAUAUAGGCUUGGGAAAAGCCAACAAUCAGAAAACUGCAGUGACAGUGUUCAAGAAGAUAACAAAGAGAUUCAGAGCAGUGGUGGCCAUUUCUGCACAGAUAUCAAUGAUGAACCUCACAGCCAGAUUAAUGAAAGCGUGCAGAUAGCUCAGUCUCUCCAACUGCAAAUGGAAGUGCAGAGGAAAUUACAUGAACAAAUUGAGGUACAGAGACAUCUUCAGCUACGAAUUGAAGCUCAAGGGAAGUAUUUACAAUCAGUACUAAAGAAAGCACAUGAAACUCUUUCUGGUUACAAUCCUUCAUCAGUGGGUGUAGAACUUGCUAAGGCUGAAAUCUCUCAGUUAGUUUCAAUGGUCAAUAGUGGCUGCCCCAGUUCUUCAUUCUCAGAGAUAACAGAAACAGGAACUCCAACACUAAAAGACAUCAAAAGGAAGCACAUUAGAGGCACAAUGUGUUCCAUGGAAAGUUCCCUCACAUCUUCUGAAAGCUCUGGGAGGAAGGAAGAGAAGUCUAAUUCAACCUGUGUAGAACUACCAUUAAUGGAAAUUCACCCAGAAGUGAAUCCUUUAAUUAAUGUUACAAGCAAUCAAUAUCAUGGGAUUGGGAAGAAGAGAAGUAUAAGUAGUUCCAUUUCUGAUGAGUUGUGUGUUGAGCAACCAGUUGCUAAAAGAUCAUCAGCAACACGAAGAGAUAAAAUUGGCAACCAUCUGAGAAUGGUUACAAUUGAUUUGAAUAGCAAGUAUCAGAAUGACAUUGAUUCUAGUCCAAAAGUACUAGACUUGAACUGCAAGGAAAUUUAGUACUUUAAAAUGAAACCCACUGGGUUUAGAGCUAAUCUUGUAUUAUAUACUAUGUACAUUGUCAUAUGUAUGGACCUUUUGAAAGCAUAUUCAUAUUCAAAAGAA
Molecule: messenger RNA, 1216 nt
Organism: Argentina anserina (silverweed cinquefoil)
Lineage: Eukaryota; Viridiplantae; Streptophyta; Magnoliopsida; Rosales; Rosaceae
Product: myb family transcription factor PHL8
Exons: 6
Coding region: 101-1111 (336 amino acids)
Molecular function (GO): DNA-binding transcription factor activity; DNA binding
Source: RefSeq, a predicted model, not a curated record